AUGGCGGCAAUUCUUUCUCCCCACGAGAAAAGUCCUGAACAUUUGCAGAACUAUCAAAAGUGGAAAGAACUACAUCAGCGAUUACAGAGGGAUAGUACAAUAGAUGCAGAAAUUUUGAGCAAGAUGAAGAAUGAAGAAAAGUAUUGGCAGCAAAUACUAAAGCGUUUAAUAGCAUUAGUGAGAGUUUUGGGUGAACAGAAUCUAGCUUUUCGCGGUACAAAUAAAACAUUGUACAGUGCCAAUAACGGGAAUUUUUUAAAAUUUGUGCAAUACUUAGCCAUUUGUGAUCCAUUAAUGAACGAACAUCUACGAAAGAUAUCAAAUCAAGAGUUUCAUACACUUUAUCUUGGCAAAGAUAUACAAAAUGAACUUAUUCAACUGUUAGGAAAUGCUAUUAAGAAAGAAAUCAUACAAAGAGCAAAUGCAAUAAAAUAUUUUUCAAUAGUUCUCGAAGGUACUCCUGACUGUAGCCAUGUUGAGCAAAUGACAAUAAUUAUUCGUUUUGUUAAAGUUGAUUCAUUGAAAAAGGAGUUUAGUAUCAAAGAACAUUUUUUAGGCUUUGUACCUUUAAAGAAAACAACUGGAGCUUAUAUGGCAGAAACGAUAAUACAACAACUAGAAGAAAUGGAGUUACCUAUUGAUAAUUUACGUGGCCAAGGCUACGAUAAUGGCGCAAAUAUGAUAGGCAAAAAAAAUGGUGUUCAAAAGAAAAUAUUAAACAUUAAUCCUCGAGCAUUGUUUGUUCCUUGCAGCGCGCAUACUCUUAAUUUGGUUGUCAAUGAUGCUGCAAAUUGUUGUCUAAUGGCUACAAGUUUUUUUGAUAUUGUUCAACGUGUGUAUGUAUAUUUUUUGUCUUCAACACAUCGGUGGGUAGUUUUCACUAGUCAUCAACCUACGUUAACUGUUAAACCUCUAGAAAUAGCUAAUGAUACUUCUCUAACUGGAUCCUCAGGAAGCACUGCACGCAGUGAUGCUAAAGCACUUGCGAAUAGUGUUGCAAAGUUUAAGUUCGUGGUUUCAAUUGUUGUAUGGUACAAGAUACUUUUUGAAAUCAAUAUAACAAGUAAGCAGCUCCAAGCUAAAGAUUUGGAUACUCAUGCUGCUGUACAACAGUUACAACACACACAAGCCUAUUUGGUUGACUGUAGGAGUGACAUAGGUUUUGCAAGAAUGCUAGUGGAUGCUGCUGAAAUUGCUAAGGAUUUGGAGAUACCACCAACCUUUGAGGCAGAACCACGAUUACGGCGGAGAAAAAAGCAAUUUGCAUAUGAAGCUGAAGAUUAG
Messenger RNA from Hydra vulgaris (swiftwater hydra), 1284 nucleotides. Its product is annotated as zinc finger MYM-type protein 1-like. The record is from RefSeq and is a predicted model, not a curated record. NCBI's taxonomy places the organism in Eukaryota, Metazoa, Cnidaria, Hydrozoa, Anthoathecata, Hydridae.